Messenger RNA from Talpa occidentalis (Iberian mole), 1230 nucleotides. It is a transcript of the gene IP6K3, whose product is annotated as inositol hexakisphosphate kinase 3. Gene Ontology annotation, molecular function: inositol hexakisphosphate kinase activity. Bases 1 to 1230 code for a protein of 409 amino acids. The transcript has 5 exons. The record is from RefSeq and is a predicted model, not a curated record. Gene Ontology annotation, cellular component: cytoplasm; nucleus. Gene Ontology annotation, biological process: phosphatidylinositol phosphate biosynthetic process; inositol phosphate biosynthetic process. Lineage: Eukaryota; Metazoa; Chordata; Mammalia; Eulipotyphla; Talpidae.
AUGGUUGUGCGGGGCAGCAUGGACACCGGGGACGCCGUGGUGGACGUGCAGCUGGAGCCCUUCCUGCACCAGGUCGGCGGGCACCUGAGUGUGAUGAAGUAUGACGAGCACACCAUCUGCAAGCCCCUCAUCUCCCAGGAGCAGAAGUUCUAUGAGUCCCUGCCGCUGGCCAUGAAGCAAUUCACCCCUCAGUAUAAAGGCACCAUCACCGUGCGCCUCCAGAAAGACAGCCUCGGCCAUCUCAGCCUGGUCGCCAACCCACCCCAGGAGAAUGGGGGGUCUUUCAAGGUCUCCACGGAGUCGGCGGUGGCGAUAUGGCAGUCAAUCCAGCAGACCACGGGGGGCAGCAGCGGCGCCCGCCCCCUCGCCCAGUGGCAGCACGCCCAGCUGGCCCACUCGCUCACGGAGAGCCCAGCCACAGCACUCCUGAGAUCCGAGUUCCACCUCAACACCCAGGUCUCCUCCUUGGUGGAAGAUGCCGAGGGAUGCCAAGCCGAGAGGAGGAGCUUUAACCCGUGGGGCCUGCACUGCCACCAGGCCCACCUGACCCGCCUGUGUGCCGAGUACCCGGAGAACAAGAGGCACCGUUUCUUGUUGCUGGAAAAUGUGGUGUCACAGUACAAGCAUCCCUGCAUCCUGGACCUGAAGAUGGGGACCCGACAGCACGGGGAUGACGCGUCCGAGGAGAAGAAGGCCCGCCACAUGCGCAAGUGUGCGCAGAGCACCUCAGCCUGCCUGGGCGUGCGCAUCUGCGGCAUGCAGGUUUAUCAAACUGAUAAGAAGCAGUUUCUCUGCAAAGACAAGUACUAUGGAAGAAAACUCUCGGUCGAGGGGUUCAGACAAGCCCUCUAUCAGUUCCUGCACGACGGAACCCGCCUCCGGACAGAGCUGCUGGAACCCAUCCAGCAACAGCUCCGGGCCCUCCUCUCGGUCAUUAAGAGCCAGAGCUCAUACCGGUUCUACUCCAGCUCUCUCCUCAUCAUCUACGAUGGGCAGGAGCUGCCAGAAAGAACCUCGGGCGGCCCGCAUGCCCAGGAGGCUCUGCAGGCGGCCCACGGCAGCUCCCAGGGAGAGCUCGCCAAGGUUGACAUCCGGAUGAUCGACUUUGCUCACACGACAUACAAAGGCUCCUGGAAUGAGCACACCACCCAUGAUGGACCAGAUCCGGGCUAUAUUUUUGGCCUGGAAAAUCUUAUCCAGAUCCUGCAGGAUAUCCAAGAGGGAGAAUGA